Molecule: messenger RNA, 6001 nt
Organism: Phodopus roborovskii (desert hamster)
Lineage: Eukaryota; Metazoa; Chordata; Mammalia; Rodentia; Cricetidae
Gene: Egfr
Product: epidermal growth factor receptor
Exons: 28
Coding region: 282-3908 (1208 amino acids)
Biological process (GO): protein phosphorylation; cell differentiation; positive regulation of kinase activity
Cellular component (GO): signaling receptor complex; basal plasma membrane
Molecular function (GO): ATP binding; epidermal growth factor receptor activity; epidermal growth factor binding
Source: RefSeq, a predicted model, not a curated record
UAUCGCCCAGCCUCCCCCACGUCCCAAACCGCGCUAGCUAGACGUCUGGGCAGCCCCAGCGCAGCGCGCAGCAGCCUUCCUCCGAUUCCCGCACAGUGCGCUUGUCUGGGCCAGGGCGUCUGGAGCGCUUGCCGGAGGCCACCGCCUCCCAGACCGAGGACAAUUCACCUGGGCGCUCGCCUGAGAUAGCGUCGCUGCCGACGCAGUCGCCGCGCAGACCGCGGGACUCCGUCUGUCUCGGAUUAAUCCCGGAGAGCGAAACCAGACUCUCCUGGGCAGAGAUGCGACCCUCCGGGACCACAGGAACAGCGCUGCUGUUGUUACUGGCCGCGCUCUGCGCCGCAGGUGGGGCCCUGGAGGAAAAGAAAGUUUGCCAAGGCACAAGUAACAGGCUCACCCAACUCGGCACUUUUGAAGAUCACUUUCUGAGUCUGCAGAGGAUGUUCAACAACUGUGAAGUGGUCCUUGGGAACUUGGAAAUUACCUAUGUGCAACGGGGUUACGACCUUUCCUUCUUAAAGACCAUCCAGGAGGUGGCUGGCUAUGUGCUCAUUGCCCUCAACACUGUGGAGAAGAUUCCUCUGGAGAACCUGCAGAUCAUAAGGGGAAACACUCUGUAUGAAAACACCUAUGCCUUAGCUGUCCUGUCCAACUAUGGGACAAACAGAACCGGACUUAGAGACCUGCCCAUGCGGAACUUACAGGAAAUCCUGAUUGGUGCUGUGCGAUUUAGCAACAACCCCAUCCUCUGCAACCUGGAGACUAUCCAGUGGAAGGACAUUGUCCACAAUGACUUUCUGAGCAACAUGUCAAUGGACUUACAGAACCAACCUAGCAGCUGCCAAAAAUGUGAUCCGAGCUGUCCGAACGGAAGUUGUUGGGGAGGAGGAGAAGAGAACUGCCAGAGAUUGACCAAAAUCAUCUGUGCCCAGCAAUGUUCCCGGCGUUGUCGUGGCAGGUCCCCCAGUGACUGCUGCCACAACCAGUGUGCCGCGGGGUGUACAGGACCCCGAGAGAGUGACUGUCUGGUGUGCCACAAAUUCCGAGACGAAGCCACAUGCAAAGACACCUGCCCACCACUGAUGCUGUACAACCCCACCACAUAUCAGAUGGACGUCAACCCUGAGGGAAAGUACAGCUUUGGCGCCACCUGCGUGAAGAAAUGUCCCCGGAACUAUGUGGUAACAGAUCAUGGCUCGUGUGUCCGGGCCUGUGGUCCUGACUACUAUGAAGUGGAAGAAGAUGGUGUCCGCAAGUGUAAAAAGUGUGACGGGCCCUGUCGCAAAGUUUGUAAUGGCAUCGGCAUUGGUGAAUUUAAAGACACACUCUCCAUAAAUGCUACAAACAUCAAACACUUCAAAUACUGCACUUCCAUCAGUGGCGAUCUUCAUAUCCUGCCAGUGGCCUUUAAGGGGGAUACCUUCACACGUACUCCUCCUCUAGACCCACAGGAACUAGAGAUUCUGAAAACCGUAAAGGAAAUAACAGGGUUUUUGCUGAUUCAGGCUUGGCCUGAAAACUGGACUGACCUCCAUGCUUUUGAGAACCUAGAAAUAAUCCGCGGCAGAACAAAGCAACAUGGUCAAUUUUCUCUUGCGGUUGUUGGCCUAAACAUAACAUCAUUGGGAUUGCGUUCCCUCAAGGAAAUAAGUGAUGGAGAUGUGGUCAUUUCAGGAAACCGGAAUUUGUGCUACGCAAAUACGAUAAACUGGAAAAAACUCUUUGGGACUUCCAAUCAGAAAACCAAAAUCAUGAACAACAGAGCCCAGGAUGACUGCAAGGCCACAGGCCACGUCUGUAAUUCUCUGUGCUCCCCGGAAGGCUGCUGGGGCCCUUCGCCCAUGGACUGUGUCUCCUGCCAGAAUGUCAGCAGGGGCAGAGAGUGCGUGGAGAAGUGUAACGUCCUGGAGGGGGAGCCAAGGGAGUUUGUGGAGAAGUCCGAGUGCAUCCAAUGCCAUCCAGAAUGUCUUCCCCAGGACAUGAACAUCACCUGUACAGGCCGGGGACCAGACAACUGCAUCAAAUGUGCCCACUACAUUGACGGCCCACACUGUGUCAAGACCUGCCCAGCUGGGAUCAUGGGGGAGAACAACACCUUAGUUUGGAAGUAUGCAGAUGCCAAUAAUGUCUGCCACCUCUGCCAUCCAAACUGUACCUACGGAUGUGCUGGACCAGGUCUUCAAGGAUGUCCAUCAAGGCCCAAGAUCCCAUCCAUUGCCACUGGGAUUGUGGGUGGCCUCCUAUUCAUAGUGGUUGUGGCCCUUGGGAUUGGCCUGUUCAUGAGAAGGCGCCACAUUGUCCGAAAACGCACACUACGCCGCCUGCUUCAGGAGAGAGAGCUUGUGGAACCUCUCACACCCAGCGGAGAAGCUCCCAACCAAGCCCUCUUAAGGAUCUUAAAGGAAACAGAAUUCAAAAAGAUCAAAGUUCUGGGUUCCGGAGCAUUUGGCACAGUGUAUAAGGGUCUCUGGAUUCCAGAAGGGGAGAAAGUGAAAAUUCCUGUAGCCAUCAAGGAGUUAAGAGAAGCCACAUCUCCAAAAGCCAACAAGGAAAUCCUUGACGAAGCCUACGUGAUGGCCAGUGUGGACAACCCUCAUGUAUGCCGCCUCCUGGGCAUCUGUCUGACCUCCACUGUGCAGCUCAUCACACAGCUGAUGCCCUAUGGAUGCCUCCUGGACUAUGUACGAGAGCACAAGGACAACAUUGGCUCUCAGUACCUACUCAACUGGUGUGUGCAGAUUGCAAAGGGCAUGAACUAUCUGGAAGAUCGGCGCUUGGUACACCGUGAUUUGGCAGCCAGGAAUGUACUGGUGAAGACACCACAGCAUGUCAAGAUCACAGAUUUUGGGCUGGCCAAACUGCUUGGUGCUGAGGAGAAAGAAUACCAUGCGGAGGGAGGCAAAGUGCCUAUCAAGUGGAUGGCUUUGGAAUCAAUUUUACACCGGAUUUAUACACACCAAAGUGAUGUCUGGAGCUAUGGAGUCACUGUGUGGGAACUGAUGACCUUCGGGUCCAAGCCUUAUGAUGGAAUCCCUGCAAGUGAGAUCUCUUCCAUCCUAGAGAAAGGAGAACGCCUUCCACAGCCACCUAUCUGCACCAUUGAUGUCUACAUGAUCAUGGUCAAGUGCUGGAUGAUAGAUGCCGAUAGCCGCCCAAAGUUCCGAGAGUUGAUUGUUGAAUUCUCCAAAAUGGCUCGGGACCCCCAGCGCUACCUAGUUAUCCAGGGGGAUGAAAGGAUGCACCUGCCGAGCCCUACAGACUCCAAUUUUUACCGAGCACUGAUGGAUGAAGAGGACAUGGAAGAUGUGGUUGAUGCUGAUGAGUACCUUAUCCCACAGCAAGGCUUCUUCAACAGCCCAUCCACAUCUCGGACUCCCCUCUUGAGUUCUCUGAGUGCAACCAGCAACAACUCCACUGUGGCUUGCAUCAACAGAAAUGGGCAGAGCUGUCGUAUCAAGGAAGAUGGCUUCUUGCAGCGGUACAGCUCCGACCCCACAGGUGCCUUAACUGAGGACAGCAUAGAUGACACAUUUCUCCCUGUGCCCGAAUAUAUAAACCAGUGUGUCCCCAAAAGGCCAGCAGGCUCUGUGCAGAACCCUGUCUAUCACAAUCAGCCCCUGCAUCCAGCUUCUGGCAGAGACCUGCAUUAUCAAAAUCCCCAUAGCAACGCAGUGGGAAACCCUGAGUAUCUCAACACUGCCCAGCCUAUCUGUGUCAGUGGUGGGUUUGACAGCUCCGCCCUCUGGGCUCCAAAAGGCAGCCACCAAAUGAGCCUGGACAACCCUGACUACCAACAGGACUUCUUUCCCCAGGAAGCCAAGCCAAAUGGCAUCUAUAAGGGUCCCACAGCUGAAAAUGCAGAAUACCUACGGGUAGCACCUCAAAGCAGUGAGUUUAUUGGAGCCUGACAUGGAGGGGCAUCGUACCAGCUACAAAAUUUCCAGACUUUUCAGAAGCCCAGGACCAAUCCAUGGGAGCGCCUCCACUCCUGACAGCCAUGCCCAUCUUGUGCCAAAUGCCAAACCUGCAGACUGGUUUUAAACUGUAACUUCGAUGGGCUUUGUCAUUGUGCCAAGAGGUGGGUCCCUCCCCUGAUGCACUAUGGGAAGGUGAGGUGCGUCUUUUGAUCUUCAAACUGUGAAGAUCCUGCAAAAAACGCACCCAUCAGGAAUGUUACCCAUGGGAACAGAAGUUUACCUCAUUGUGAGGUGCAUGGGAAAAACACAUAUGUAUGGAGAUUUGCCGCAUAGAGACCUUCGGGUUUUUAUUUUCCUUAUAUGAUUAAUUCAUGGGCACUUCCAAGAAGGAAGAAGCUUGCUUGUGGUAUGUAUUACACAGAGUAGGUGGGGACCAACUGUGAUCAGACAGCUGAUUACACCAGCUCUGCUUCAAGACACUUCUGUGGCAAGACAACUGAAUAUACAAGAUGCCCGGCAUGCCCUGAGCAGGCCACACUUGUACAGCAUUAAAUCAUGGCAGGUACAAUAGGAUAAGCCACUUUGUUACUUACUGGGGCUGGAAGAAGGAGGAUGAAGGGGUAGAAUUUUCCCUCAGACUUACUUUUGUAUAAAUAUGUCCCUGGUACUUAAGCUACACUAGUGUUUUCUGACUGUAAGACUUCCUUGUAUGUUUUCUGUUUCAUUGUUUUGAGUUGUAACAUGCUUUCCCAUCUUGAUUUCAUGAAGUCAACAAAAAACAGUAUUAUCAAAGAACAACCAUGAUUGCACAUUUGAACCAUCGGUGUUCUAACCAAAAGCUUUGAAUUAAGGUGUCAAUUCGAAAAUUCGUAGAGGAGUAUAACCCAAACUUUUAGUCAGCAUCAAAUCUGUUGAAGCAUGCAUGUAUCAUGAGACCACAGAAGUGAUGGUGCUCUUCAAAUCCACUUUACCUUCACCCCUCUACACCCUAAAAUUAGUAUAAACCACACAUGGAGAAUAAUGUUUGGGAUUUUCCCCCUCGUUUUUGUAAGUGUUUACUGGAGAUGUAUUUUUCUCUCUGGUAAGCUGCCACCAAAAUUUUCUUGCCCUUUGAGAAACAUUAUCCAGGCUACUAUAUAAUAAAUGACAGCCCAGGUUAAGCUCAUGGUAAGCUUCCAAGGAGAAAGUUAAGAAUCGAGUGGAACUCAAGUGGCAAACAUGCACUGUGAGUUUGACAGUGACAACAAUGCUUCCAUGGAUGCUUUUGGGAAGAAAGUCAUCCCCAAGGAAUCCCACUGCCAUCGGGGCACCCAGCUACUCAUGGUCUCAAUGUUUGCUCUUACUUUCCUCGUCUUUGCAGUCCAAUUAGUUAACAGCUGUCCUUGGUAUUUGAAUGCUCUUGGUAUCUAUUCCUUUCCAUUUAUCAAGGGAUGAAUAGGAAUGAACUUAUAAAUACUAACCAUAAAGGAAAUUGAUGAAGGCCAGAUAAGUCAUAUCAGCCAGGUGCCAAGAGCACAGAGCAGGGAGAACACAUUCUGUGUAAGAUCUAGAAACUUCACACAGGAGAUAACAGUGCCCAUUUUUCUCUGAGAUUAAAAAAAAAAGAUCUUAAACCCCAGGGAAAUGGAAAAUAUGCUACCUUAGAGAAUUCAACCCAGAGAGCAAUGACGGGAGAGCUCUACUAGUAAGUCAGGUGCGAGGCCAACUCAAUCAUAGAGCUACCCCCUCAAGCCUGGGAAUGAAGCUUGAAGUCUCCUCUGAGUUUCCAAACUGUUGUCUACUCCUGGCAAUGUCAGGUUGUCAUCUAGGAAGAUAAAUAGUUAGAAAAUUAAGCAACAUUUCUAGAAUAUGAAAUCCCACGCCAUUGCCAGGAAAUGCCACGUUGGUUACUUAUCUACCAAGAAUGCAGAGGAAGCAUUUAGGCAGGUAUUUGUUCAAAAUGACCCUGUCACUUACUUGUCAGGGACAGGUGAUUGGUGAGGGAAAGAAGUAGAAAGCCAGUCAAAUUGUAGCAAUGAAAUCUUAGUAUUUUUGUACUUUGAAACACUUUUCUUAUAACAAAAUAAAGUAGCAAAAACUAUGGA